This is a messenger RNA of Dioscorea cayenensis subsp. rotundata (Guinea yam), 1154 nucleotides long. RefSeq names its product bidirectional sugar transporter SWEET14-like. The coding region runs from base 141 to 965 and encodes 274 amino acids. The transcript is spliced from 6 exons. The record is from RefSeq and is a predicted model, not a curated record. Gene Ontology annotation, biological process: carbohydrate transport. Gene Ontology annotation, cellular component: membrane. Gene Ontology annotation, molecular function: sugar transmembrane transporter activity. Lineage: Eukaryota; Viridiplantae; Streptophyta; Magnoliopsida; Dioscoreales; Dioscoreaceae.
GAGGAUGCUUGUGAGGAGCAAAGAAAAGAAUAUUUGAGGAGCUUUGUUGGCUUCUUGGAGAACUCUUGAGUUCUUUGAAGAGCAAACAAAGAGAAGAAGAAUUAAGAAGAAGGAAAGAAAAACACUAGUAAAGAGUAGUUAUGGGGUUCAUAAAUAUUGAUAAUCCUUGGGUGGUCAUUGCUGGUGUAUUAGGAAACAUCAUAUCAUUCCUAGUGACCCUAGCCCCAUUGCCAACAUUUUAUAGGAUUUGCAAGAAGAGGUCCACAGAGUCAUUUCAAUCAACACCAUAUGUUGUGGCCAUGUUUAGUGCAUUAACAUGGUUGUACUAUGCCCUCCUCACCUCCAAUAUUUUGGUACUCACCAUCAAUACAAUCACACUCCUCAUUGAAUCUAUCUACAUCUCCAUCUUCCUUGCAUUUGCUCCUAAGAAAGCCAAGGUGUCAACAAUGAAAUUACUUUUAUUUCUAAACUUGGGGGUAUUUGGAGCUCUUGUCCUUCUCACACUCACAUUAUUGAAGGGAACCCAACGCAUUGAUAUUGCUGGCAUGAUUUGUGCCACCUUUGCCAUUAGUGUCUUUGCUGCCCCUCUCAGCAUUAUUAAAUUAGUUAUAAAAACAAAGAGCGUGGAGUAUAUGCCAAUAUCUUUGUCCUUCUUCCUCACUUUGAGCGCAAUUGCAUGGCUCAGUUACGGAGUUCUCCUCAAGGAUCUGUUUAUAUCGUUGCCAAAUGUGGUGGGAUUCAUGUUUGGAAUUGCACAAAUGAUCCUUUACUGCAUCUACAUGAAGCGUAAGAAUGAUGAUAAGUUCAAUGACAAUAGCAUUGAGCCUCUUCCAAUCACUACAAAGUCCACAGAGAUGGAAGUAGUCAUCAAUGAUCAAGAGAUGAAGAGUGUUUGCAUUGAUCACAUGAUCAAGGUUGAUGUAGUCUCUGAGACUACUACUAAUGAUCUCACCCAGAAACCCUAACUUUUCUUCUAGUUCCAGUACAAGUUAAUUAGCAGAAGAUGAUGAUGAUGAUAAUGAAUUUGUGUGGUUUCUUAACAAGCUUUAUUUUCUGUGAAAAUAAUAGCUAUAACAUGGCUUACUUAAAGUGAUAUUUAUAAUGUAUGUGUGUUUUUUGUUCAAAUAAAAAAUGUAGUCUUUUUUACUGUUCUU